UAUGUAGGAUCUCACUUUGUAGAUUUAUUCGGAUAGUAAACCGGGUGGACGGUUUUAAUUUUAUUUUAUAUUUUAACUGGAUUUAUUUUGUUUUAGCAAUGUUUUACAAUUAAAAUGGAGCUUGGUCAUAUAAAGUCACGUCUACAAGGUGUGAAUAUCUUACAUGGAGCUGUACAUGAUAACCAUGGUGUUGUGUGGACAGAUGGACAGGGAAUAUAUCUGACACCAAUAUCUUUGUUUCAAGGUCAAGUGGAGAACCAGGAGCACAGUAAACUUGGUGAAUUUGAUCGUGGUGUGAAGUCCAUCCAUUGGAGUGACAAUAUAAGUGCAGGACUAUGUUAUAUGUGUGUUGUACAUGACAGAAAUAUCUCCAUAUGGAAAGUUGAAGGUCGCCAACCAAAACUGUCAUUCAAACAAGUUAGAAAGAUCAAUAUUCAGCCUAUACCACAAGGAUGUUUAUGGAAUCCAAGUCGUGACAUCUUGUGUGUGUUGUGUGCGCAACAGUCAAGUUUAUACUUCAGUCAUGUACAUAACAAGGGAAGUCAAGUUUUACUUCAAUUAGAGAGAGAGAAGAUAAGAUGUGGCUGCUGGUCAACUGAUGGACAAAAACUUAUUAUUUGUAUUGGAACUUCUUUAAUGGUCUAUCACUGGUCAGAUAUAGAUAAAUCUUUAACAGAAUAUAAGACAGUAACUUGGACAGUACCUGGAUUAACUGGUCACAUAUCCAGUGUUGUAGCCAUCUCGUCAGAUAGAAUACUCACUGCAGCAGAACUACCUCUAGAAUCCCUGUGUAAACAGCAAGAUACCUUCCUCAUCCCUGAUUUGUUGAACGGACCAAUCAGAGAUAAGCUUAGUGAUGAAGAUAUAAUAAGACCAAAUGGACAGCAGAUUUCUGCUAAAGAUUCAUUGUUAAAUCUCCAAAGAAAUCCAGAUACAGUAGUAGAGGAUUGUUCAAGGUUAGUUUGUGUAGACCUAUCUACGGAGAAGAAACCUGUUAAAGUGACCAGUGUUGAUGUAAAAGGUGUUCUUACCCCUGACCUACUACAUUACCAGGCAAACUUGAACCUGGUACUUGUUGGAAGUAAUACUCAAACAUUGUUACAGGUGUAUUCAUAUGACCGGAAACAGAUCACAAAAACUCUUGAAAUUGCACUAGACAAAGAGGAGAGGCCCAGAGGGUUAGCUAGUUUACCGAAAUCUUGUUGCCAUAGUAAUGAAGAUGGUAUAUUAGUAAUCUGUGGUAAAAGAGGUUCUGCUGAUGUUGCUUUCCCUUCAUCAUCAUCUACUGUAACAAUGAAGUCCGUACUGAAAUUCUUCAAUCUUAAACAUGGUCAUUAUGAAAAGACACCUUUAACUCAUACGCAGAGUGUUCCUUCCAUACCCGUAUCAGUGUCAACAAACGGUCUCCAAGACGACCGGGAUUAUGAUAGCAUCUAUGACAGUGUGAUCAAUUUCGAUACAAAUCUGAAAAAUAGAGCCGCUGAGGUGAGAGUGGUGGAGAACAAAGAAAAUAACAAUACAUUCAAACAAAUACCCAAAGAAAAAUCAGAUAGUUUUACUGACAGUGUUCUUUCUGAAGUUUCAAAAACAAACGGUGACAGUAAGUACACGAAUGGUGAUGCAAAAAUUCAAUUUGAGGUUCCCGACCCUCCAAAACGACCUGUUCGGAAGAAGAAAUCUAUGCGAAAAAACCGAGAUGACUUGUCACGGCAGUCUUCCGGUUCAAGUCAAGGGAAUACAGAAAAUGUCACAACUAAAAUGCCCAUGGAGUAUCUCUCUGAUUCACCAGAAAUGUCCCCCAGGGAUAAUCUCCAUUAUGCUGAAAGUACCUGUUCAUCAGAAAAAUCUCCAGAGUUACACAUGAAAAACACAGAGAAAGAAAAUGCUGUAGUGCAGCAGCAUGUGACUGAUGAAAAUGUGUCUGGAGUCAAGUCUGAACCUGUGUCUGUAACUGAAAUACCAGUUGAAUCUAAUUUAGUGAAGAUUGUAACAGAAGUUAGUGAACAUUCUGUACCUCCAACUGAAGAACUCUCAAGGGAAAUAACUUCUCUAAAAAUUGGAAUACAAGAUGAGAAUGCUAGUUCAGGAAGAAUGAAUAAAAUAACUGAAAUAGGGGGAGAUGAAGAAAUCUCAAAGACAGAUCUUGAAGUUGAAAAAGUGGAUUUUGAUUCACAGAAGUGUAAUUUUGGAACAUUAAACUUUCAGACCUUGUGCAAUGAGGAAACUGAAAGCCAGACAAUCAUGGAAAAUUAUUUAGAGGAGAAAUUAAAAUCAAAGUCAGUUGCCACUAAUGUUGUGAAAGAAUCAUUUGGGGCUCAGAAAUUGAGUACAUCAUUAGAAUCUUUAGAUGAUAUCGACAAACUUCUGAAGGAACAGAAUGAGAAAAUUACCAAACUGCAAGAACAAAUGAAUAGAUUAAGCAGGCGUGUAGAUGAAUCAAGCUGUGUUCUGCCGACCAGGUACCAGUCAGCCAACAAACCAGACACUGUUCAAAUAUGCUUCUGGUGCAAAGAUGGAUUUAAAAUAGAGAAGAAAUUUCUGCUGGACAAUGGGCGACUUCAGUUGGAACAGAUCAAACAGUCUUUUAGUCUGGACACCGUUGAAAUGUACAUAGAUAAUGAAGCAUGUGUGGUUGGUUGUAACAUUGACGGAUACAUUCCCAUCAGAUUUGAACCCGGCUCUACAAUCAAAAUCAGCGGGAAACCAGCUCUUACUUGACAAGUUGAAAGGAACUACCUUCAAUGAAUUUGAAAAUAUGCAAUUUUCAUAUUUUGAAACAAAAAUAUGGCAGAAAACUGGUUGUGAUUUGUGGAAUAUCCUCUUCAUCAUUUAAUUUAAGGCAGAGUGCAAAUACAAACAGUAAGACGGACACAACAUUAUGAUAACAUCUAUCUCAAAAUGAAAUAGUUCAAUGGACUGAUGAUUUAAUAUUACACUGAGAUUCAACCCAUGAGAUGAAGAAGUUUUUGACUGGUUUAAGAUUGAAACUUUCUACUAGUAUCUGGAUUGAAGUAAUACGGGGGUAGUCUCCAGAGUACAGUUCUUGAUUUUGUCAAGACAAUACUAUGAAAGCAUUGAGGAGUUGGAUGAAAGCAGAGAAUAAUAUUAUCAUAUCAGAACUUCAAUAUUUGUGUAAUACAUAAUCAGCAUUACUUUAUCUGCUGUUUUUAUGAUAGAAAUUCAGAAUUCCUUUCGACUUAAUAUGAAAGUAGCCCAAGUUAUUAUAUUUAUAGAACUAUUCAUGCUACAUGUAAAUUAACUGUAGAGGUUUGUCAAGCUGAUUAUAUUUGAUACCUUAAAGUGGAUGUGUAGAUAUUGUAAAUCUAGUGAAAUUUAAGCUAUAAGUCCAAUCAUUGAUUAAUAUUUUUAUAUAUAGGAAUGAUAUUUGACAGAUGUCCCUUAAUUAUUAUAUUUUUGCACUAUGUCUUUUAACAGAAAAGUGGCCAUAAAGAUUCCUAAUUAUGAUGUUUAUUUAAUUUAGCGCAUUAUCUGCUGAAAUUAUUGUAUGGAUUUGUCCAGUUUCCAUUAUUGGAACUGAGUAUUAUCAAAUUUGAGGAUAUCAAGAUGAAAAUUGAAGCCUGGUGAGACUAGUGCAGGCUGGCCUGCCUCUAUAUACUGGUGGCAAAGGUUUAAAUCACUUUCUGUUCAAGAAGGGUAAGGGUUAGACAUAGUCUCCGACACAGUGUUUGAUUGUAUUUGAUGUCUCAUCAAAGAACUUGUUGAUAUUAACAUUCAUGCAUAACCUUUAUGGCAAAUUUUACAUUUGACCAAUUACUGCUAUUUUAGAUCUGAUUUAUAUAUCAAUUUUAAAAGCUUCAGAGGGUUGGAUGAUGACUUUUUACUUUGUUUAAAAUCUUCUCGACAUUUUAGAGAUUUUCAAAUCUUUUAGCAAAUGUGUUAUAGGAAUAAGAUAUGCAUGUUUUGAAUCAUUUUAUAUACUAUCAAUUUUAAUCAACCAUUAUUACAUAUUUUAUUCCUUCCUUCCUCUGAUGCAGGUUUUAAUAAGAGGCUUUUCUAAAGAUCAUUCGUUUCUUUUAAAAGAUUUGUUUCAUAUAAAGUUAAAAGGUGUUUUUUUUUCCACAUUACCUAUGUAGUAACACUUCAUUCAAAUAUAUUUAUGUGGUAACACUACACUGUAACAUUAUUAUAUGGUAACUAAACUAUGUGAUUAGUUAAAGGGACUCUCCCAGUGGUUUUUACAUGGAGAAGUUGUGUACCAUUUGUUAACUUGGUGUACAAAAUUUCGAAUCAUAAAAUACUUAUUCUGUUUUUUCCCCAAAAAAAUAUUUUUAUUAUGCAAACUGAUCAAAAUUUCCAUUUCAAGAUCACCAGUUGAUUUAUAAGGAUUUGAAUGAAAUUUUAUGUUUAUGUGUUUUUUGACCUCAGUGGAGCUGUGUUAAUAUACGAGGGAAAACUUUUUGAUGGUGAUAUAUCAACUUAGCGGUGCAAGAAAUGAUAUUUUAUGUUUGUAAUUAAGCCAGGGUAUAUUUCAUUCUUAUACAAAUAACGUCUCAUUCUAUGCAAGGAUUAUGAUUGAGAAUGUUCAACUGUAUAUUGUUAAACUAUAAAAAUUAUAUAAAGUUUAUACAUUAUGUAAUGCAUUUGUAAUUCAUUAAAAUGAUUUACUUAA
Ruditapes philippinarum (Manila clam) is the source of this 4630-nucleotide messenger RNA. Its product is annotated as WD repeat and coiled-coil-containing protein-like. Bases 115 to 2718 code for a protein of 867 amino acids. The record is from RefSeq and is a predicted model, not a curated record. Gene Ontology annotation, molecular function: kinase binding. Lineage: Eukaryota; Metazoa; Mollusca; Bivalvia; Venerida; Veneridae. The transcript has 15 exons.